AUGCGCGGGCUCCCUUUGGACUUAAACCUCGCGAGAUCUGUGUCCUUGUCGCUCUUGGGCAGCCUUUACACACUUCUCGCGAGAUCUGCUUCGCUGUGGAGAGAUAUAUUUCCCGGCGUGCCCCGCUCCCUCCUUUUCUCCUCAGCGCCGCCGGACAAGAUGCCGAAGGGGAAGAAGGCCAAGGGGAAGAAGGUGGCGCCGGCGCCCGCCGUGGUCAAGAAGCAGGAGGCCAAGAAGGUCGUCAACCCGCUCUUCGAGAAGCGGCCCAAGAACUUCGGCAUCGGGCAGGACAUCCAGCCCAAGCGGGACUUGACGCGCUUUGUGAAGUGGCCGCGCUACAUCCGGCUCCAGCGCCAGAGGGCCAUCCUCUACAAGCGGCUCAAGGUGCCCCCCGCCAUCAACCAGUUCACCCAGGCCCUGGACCGACAGACAGCUGUCCAGCUCCUGAAGCUGGCCCACAAGUACCGGCCGGAGACCAAGCAGGAGAAGAAGCAGCGGCUGGUGGCCCGGGCCGAGCAGAAGGCGGCCGGGAAGGGGGAUGUCCCCACCAAAAGGCCACCCGUCCUCAGGGCAGGGGUCAACACUGUGACCACGCUGGUGGAGAACAAGAAAGCCCAGCUGGUGGUCAUCGCCCACGAUGUGGACCCCGUUGAGCUGGUGGUCUUCCUGCCGGCCCUGUGCCGGAAGAUGGGCGUCCCGUACUGCAUCAUCAAGGGCAAGGCCCGCCUGGGCCGCCUCGUCCACCGCAAGACCUGCACCUGCCUGGCCUUCACCCAAGUGAACCCGGAGGACAAGGGAGCCUUGGCCAAACUGGUGGAAGCCGUCAAGACCAAUUACAACGAGAGAUACGACGAGAUCCGCCGCCACUGGGGCGGGAACGUCUUGGGGCCGAAGUCGGUGGCCCGUAUCGCGAAAUUGGAGAAGGCAAAAGCCAAGGAAUUGGCCACGAAACUCGGGUAGAGGGCCCUUCAUUCUGGUUUUUUCUGUACAUACAAAUAAAAAGCCUGGACAGAAAA
Anolis carolinensis (green anole) is the source of this 1016-nucleotide messenger RNA. RefSeq names its product ribosomal protein L7a (gene rpl7a). Gene Ontology annotation, cellular component: cytosolic large ribosomal subunit. The transcript is spliced from 8 exons. Gene Ontology annotation, biological process: ribosome biogenesis; maturation of LSU-rRNA. Gene Ontology annotation, molecular function: RNA binding. The coding region runs from base 1 to 960 and encodes 319 amino acids. The record is from RefSeq and is a predicted model, not a curated record. NCBI's taxonomy places the organism in Eukaryota, Metazoa, Chordata, Lepidosauria, Squamata, Anolidae.